Molecule: messenger RNA, 8969 nt
Organism: Parasteatoda tepidariorum (common house spider)
Lineage: Eukaryota; Metazoa; Arthropoda; Arachnida; Araneae; Theridiidae
Product: tyrosine-protein phosphatase non-receptor type 9
Biological process (GO): protein dephosphorylation
Molecular function (GO): protein tyrosine phosphatase activity
Source: RefSeq, a predicted model, not a curated record
UGGCAACUGCUUAAAGUUAAAUUAAAAACAUUAGUAUAUUGUUAUGGUAGGAAAUGGGAAGUAAAAGAUCUUUGACAUUUAAUUUGACGAACAUUAGUUUAUGUAAAAUUUGUAUACUUUAAUAUUUAUCAUGCUACUUUAAUUAUGAUCAUUAUAGCAACAUCCGUCAUGGAUACCUCCUUAACUUCCGAAGAAGAACAGGCUGUGCAGGAAUUUAUAUCUAUUGUAAAUGAAUUGCGUUUACGGCAAAAUGUUGGCCCAUUAUCGUGGAGUACAGCUGUAAAAUUUUUGAUGGCAAGAAAAUUCGAUACACACAGAGCAUUGCAACUGUAUGAAGCUCAUGAGAUAAUUAGAAGAAAAGAAGGCCUCAUCAGGUUUGACCCAAAUUCUGACCCUUUAAAGUCAGAACUUGAAACUGGAAAAUUCACUAUUUUACCAACAAGGGAUUCUGGGGGAGCAGCUUUGGCUCUUUUCACUGCUGGCAAGCAUAAUCCUUUUCAAAGUUCUCAUAAUGUAACAUUGCAAGGAGUUGUUUACCAGUUGGAUGUUGCUUUGGAAAGUUUUCAGACUCAAAGAUGUGGGGUUGUAUUCAUUUAUAAUAUGCAUGAUAGCAAGUAUUCAAACUUUGAUUAUGAACUAAGUCAAAAAAUGCUGACUCUAUUAAAAGGUGGCUAUCCAGCUAGACUUAAAAAAGUUCUUAUUGUGACAGCACCAUUAUGGUUCAAAGCUCCUUUUAAAAUUCUUCGCUUGUUCGUCAGAGAAAAGUUACGAGACAGAGUUUACAUGGUAAGUGUUCCUCAGCUUCCACUUCAUGUGCCAUUAUCUUCAUUACCCUUGGAGCUUGGUGGAAAUGCAUCCAUUGAUCAUCAGACAUGGCUUUUGCAUUGCGUGAAAUCCAUGGCAAAUCGAUGCGGUGACCUCUUCGAUUUUGUCUCCGCUCCCACUUCCCCAUCCGCUUUCUCACCCCCAGUCAUGCGAAGUAAUGGAUUGGCUACUCACUUAUUCCACUUUGCCAGCAGCGAAGGAGAGACAGACGAGUCGAGCGAAAAUCAAAGCUCCAUACACGAGAAACAAAACUCUGAAGAUCGUGAGAAGGAGGUUGAAGUAAUUAAGGAAAUAUCCCUUACUGUUCAGGAUGUGCAAGUACCCUCUUGCUCGCCACUUCAUGAAAAUUCUCCCAACGAGGAAAAGACGAGCACGCCUUCUUCCAUGUCUGCCGAUUCUUUACACGAUGACUUAACAAGUGGGCAGAGUUUGGAAGAAUUUAUAGAGCAUUUGCAGAGGAAAGGUAGAAGAGGCUUGCACGAUGAGUAUGCAGAUAUCAAAUCUAAAAGCUCUGAUGGAACCUUUGAAUCUUCAAGGUUGAAAUCCAAUCAGGCGAAGAAUAGAUAUUCUGAUGUCUUAUGUUAUGAUCAUUCUCGAGUAAAACUGUCUUGCGUUGAUUCUGAUCCAUAUUCUGACUAUCUAAAUGGAAAUUUCGUAGAUGGGUUUCAACAAAAAAAUGCUUUUAUUUCCACACAAGGACCAUUGCCCAAAACAUUUCCAGACUUUUGGAGAAUGAUUUGGGAGCAAGUAGUUGGUGUCAUAGUGAUGACCACACGGACUAUUGAGCGUAGUCGAGUUAAGUGUGGUCAAUAUUGGCCCAAAGAUGAGGGAUGUAGUGAAGAGUAUCUUCCUUACAUUGUUCAGAAUGAUGGUGUGGAGUACUUCAGUGAUUACACUGUUACAAAUCUGAAAAUAACAAAUAUGAAAACAAAUAAAACUCGCCAAGUAUAUCACAUGCAGUUUACCAGUUGGCCAGAUUAUGGUGUUCCUCAUUCAGCUUUAGCUAUGCUUGACUUUAGGGAUAAAGUGAGGAAAAAACAAACUGAACAUGUAUCUACAAUUAUGGAUGAAUGGAAAGGACAUCCAAAAGGUCCUCCCAUAGUAAUUCACUGUAGUGCUGGAAUUGGCCGAACUGGUACUUUCAUCACCUUGGACAUUUGUAUUUGCCGAUUAGAAGCAACUAGCCUUAUUGAUGUGCGCACAACCGUUGAAAAAAUUCGCUCUCAAAGAGCUCUUAGCAUACAAAUGCCAGACCAAUAUGUUUUUUGUCACCUGGCUCUCCUGGAAUAUGCCCUUAGUCAUGGACUUUUGCAGGAUGUGGAUUUAUCUGGGUUUAAUGAUAGUGAUUCAGAGUCUGAGUAAAAUACAUUGUCCACUUUUCAAAAGUGGCAUGUUUAUUUAUUUAAAUAAGCUUUAUUUUUACCAAGGUCAGUGUAAACACUGUUAUGCUUUUGUUAUGCUGCUGUCCUAUUUAUUUUUUUAAAUGUGUUAUUGCCAAAAAAAAAAAAAAACUUGCAGCCUUUUUGUGUGAAAGUUUCCUGUUUGUGCUCAUUAAUAGAUUCUUCCCUGAGGUAGCUUUUUCCAUACUACUAGUUUACUUUCAUGUUAUUUGUGCAAAUAUUUGUUUUUGAAUGCUUUUCAAAACAUUUUGUAAAUUAUGGUUUCAGCUAUUUAUAAGUUUUUUAUUUUUAUACAAGCAUUGAGUGUAUGUUAAAAUAUAUGUAUAUUUGCUUAAGAUUUAUGCAAUUAUUCCAAGAAGUAAGCAAUUAACAGCAACUGCCUGUUACUUUAAUUAUUGAUGAUUUAGAAAAUCAAAUCAGUUAUAUAAAUUACCGUAUAUAAAGUAAUGAGUAAUUUUGCUGCAUUCUGCUAGAAACUAGAAAAUAUACUUUCUCAAAAUUUUAAAAUUAGUUACAAAGUUAAUUACAGAUGGCACUGCUAACAAAGAAAAACUGUAAAACAACGCUACCAAGCUGAUGUCAUUUACAUAAUAACUUGGCCUGGUCUAAGGACAAAAUUACUACUUGUCCCUGCAAAUAUAAUUAAAAUGGUUGCAGCAAAAACAAUUAUAUUUAGUUUUUAUUUUCAAUUUUGUUGUGCCAUCUACUGACAAAGUUUGUAACUAAUUUUUAAACUUGAAGAGAAUAAAUUAACUUGUUGCCUAAACAGAAUGCAGCAAACCUUACAUUACUUUUUUCUUCUAUCUGAUAUUUUAAGUUGUCACCCAAUACCAUGAAAAUAAAUACCUAAAAGUAAAUAAAUUAUGGUAGAACCUCGAUUUAACAACCUUUGUGGGACUGGUCACAAGCGUAGUUAAAAGCGGAAAGUUGCAAUAUCGGGGGUAUGAAAGUGUAACUUAUAUAAAAUAGCAUAAUAAUACAUAUUUAUCUUCUUAUUUACUAUGUAAACUAAAAAUGAACAAAUUUAUUUUAAAAAUUCAAUAUGAUCAAUUGAUAUGAUUUUAAUAAAAUAUUUAAAACUUAUAUCAUUUAGAUUUAAAAAAAAACACAGAUCUUUUCAUUUGUCUUGAAUUCCUCAAUUUUAAUAAAUGCAACGAAUUUUCAAACAUCUCAUUUGUAUCUAUCUCUUUUUUUCUUGACCUCGGGGGAAAAAAAAAUUGAGAUUCUGUAACAUAACCACACCGUUAUUAUAAGAUGGAGAAGAUGUGCCACAUUCAGCUACAUCUUCACCACUGCUUUCACCGAAAGAUUCCAUAAUAUCAGCGAUUGAAGCGGACUGUGUCUUGCAAAUUAAAACAUUGCUGUCACAUUGCGAAUAUUCUAAUAACUCUGCAUUAUCCAGCUCUAACUCAUUCUCCAAAAUAACAUCAGUGACAGCAUCAAGCGCCGUUUCAAGAGGUCACACCACCGAAGGAGUAGAAAAACCACCUUUUAAGUUCCCAAUGACAUCUAACGGACCUUUUUCCAUUUUUUGAUUGAUAAACAGACCUUGGUGUGAAAAGAGAAUAGAAUAUGUUUCAUUAAUCAGUGCAAUACCGGCUUAGAACCUAUAGGGGAUCGUGGAGUAAUGUAUGUGCAUAAUGGAUGCCACCUCAAUACGUGAUGACUCACUAGAAAGAUGAAGUCCCCUUCAACAAAAGCGAUGUGAUCUUUUCACUUGUCGGCGUUGAAGGAAACUUCGUUUGCUACCAUCCUCAACGCGAGAAAAAUAAAGAAAACAUGAAAUGUAUCCAUAGUUGGGUAAAAAUACUGUAACUAAGUACGUCAGUAUUUCCGGGUAGUAGUUAAGGAAGGCGCUUGUAAUACCGGUCUUAUUUUACAUUAUUGAUAUAGAAAAUAAAAUACCAGACUGAAAUGAUGCCAAAAGAGGGAAGUUUUUAUUAAUGGAGUGGCUGGUUAAAUCGGAGUUCUACUGUAUUGGAAAAGUUAUCAUUAAUUUAAUUCUUACUCUUGAAAAGGAAGUUCUAAUUUUUACAUAAAAUUUAUUACAAAACCUGUAUAUAAAUAUAAAUUUUUUCUUUCAUUGAAAGCUACAACAGGGAUGUUGAUUUUCAUUUUAUAAUUUUGUUUGCAAUGAUUCUAUUCCUAUAUUAUCAAUGGUACAUGUUUUUUUUAAACAUCAUAAUAUUACUUAUAAAUGUCUUUAAAUGCACUUUGCUAGUAGUUUCAUAUAACAUAUGCUAUGUACAUUGUUAAGCCAACUAUAAAAAUACAUCUUAUGUAUAUUUUUGGUAAAUAUCUGAAUUUAUAAAGAAAUUUGAGAAAGAAAAUUUUGUUUUAUGAUGAAUAGAACAUAUCAAGCUCUUAAAGCUUUUGAGAAAUAGCAGUGUGAUUUUGUUUAAGAAAUUCUUUAAGACUCAAUUUUUUAUUUUGAUAAGACUGUAAAAGAUAUAUAUAUAUUUUCCUUCUGAAUUUUUAUUGUGAUAUGUGUCAUAUUUACACUUUUGUUUAUCAUUUAUUUAUAUUUCAUUAUUUAAAAGUAAUCAUUUUCAUUUUAUCUGUGAAAUUUCAUUAACUGUAUUUGAAACUAAAUGCAUGAAUAUAAAUUGCAGAACUUUUGCUAUAGUAUUAAUACUUUCUACAAUAGUCACACUAUUUGCUUUAUAACAGGAAACUAACUACAGAUGCAUUUUCUUGUCCUAAAACAAUUUUUAAAAUUAUUAUUGUUAAAAUGCCUAGCUAUAGUUAUGUUUCACUAUUUAGAAAACUUGCGCAUUAAUAACUAACGCAUUGUCCCAUAACUUGCGCAUUAAUUGUAAUAAAUUUGUAUAUAAUCUAAAAAUUUUCACAUUUGGGGAAUUAGAAAUACCAAUUACAUGCAUAAAAGCGGACAUUCAAUUAGUAUUUAAGCUUGUUUUUGCUAAAUUUUAAAUUCCCUUUUUUUAGAACAAGAGGAUGAAGGCAUACAAUAUGUCUCCUUAUUAGGACCCAACAACUUAAAUGGCCCUAAAGUUGCAAACAUUUUUUUUUAUAUACUAUGACAUUAAUUUACUGUAAGUAUUUAUAAAGACAUUUCUACUAAAUCAAAAUAAAGAAGGGGAGAGCAAAAUACAUCUAAUUGCCAAAAUUUGUUAUUCUUUUCAAUAAGUGCACAAUCUAUUGUUUCUUAGUCACAGUCUAUUUUUAGCAUCUUUCUAAAAGCCUGUUGAACAAAUUUUAAUUAAAUUUAUGUAAAAAUGUUCAUUAUCAUAUCCUCAUAAGUUUUCAUAAUUUUCUUUUAAGACAUAAAGAUUAAUAUCAAAAAUAAAUAUCAUAGAAUUUGUUUUUUUAAAAGUUCUUAUAAUUAUUAAAACUUAAUUUAAUAAUCAGGGUGAAAAUUUGGAAUUAAAUUUGGACUACUUUCUGAUUGGUUAGCUCAAAUUUAAAUUGAAGUUAACUAUGUGUUGGAUGAUAAUACAAGUUUCAAUCAGUUUCUGAUUGCUACUAGCAGACUUUGUCACCAGAUAUAAUUUAUCAUUAAUCAAAAUAAUUUUCCACCCACUUGCUACAGUGUUCAAAUUACAACUCUCUGCUUGAAGAAAAUACACAAUUACAAGUAUAAUUACUUGCCAAUCAAAAUUUUGACUGCUUCCUGACAUAAAGAAGCUUAAGGAAGAAAGAAAAAAAAAACAUUUUGUUCUUUUAUUUUAUCUCUAUUAUUAUUAUUCAAAUUUUAUUUUAAUAAAAUAUACUAAAUCUUCCUUUUAUUCUUUCAUUAUAUUCAAGAAAAAAAUUGUUGAUUGAUUUACAUUCUGUUGUUUUGGAUAAAAAUCUUCACAUCAAUUUGUGAAAUAUACAGUAAUAUGUGAAGUAAAAUUCAUAAUUAAAAAUAUUUUAACUAGGCAUUUCAAUUAUAGUCUAAAUAUUAUUUAAAUUUUUUUAAUUGUUUAUUUAUUACAAUUAAUUUAAAAAAAUAAACUUGUGUAAGGUACAUUAAAAUAAUCGUUAUAAAAUAACCUUGCAUGGCAUUUUAUUAAGAGGAUCUUAUUGUAAAGAGUUCACUUGUAAUCUUGAGGUUAAGUAUUUAGAGUGGAGUGUUCAAGAAAAUUUAUGCAAGUCAUUUUUAAAUAUUUUUUGUAACUUGUUUUACUGAUUCUUAACUAUUAUAAAAUACAUUUAAAAACAAAUCUGAUAUAUAUUCACCUGUGACAUUUAAAUGUGUUAGUGAGUGGUAUUAAUAAAUUCUUUUUUAUUAUAGAAGUAUAAAAUUUGUGCACUUUUAAAACAAACUAUCCUUUUACACAAGUGAAAAAAAACAUAUUAAAUAAAUUAAAGCUUUUGAUAACAGUAAUAACAUUUACGUUUGUACAUAUUUCUCUUUUUCUGUAAGGAAUUAAAUGUUUCCUCGUCAAAAACUGCCAGCUACUGUCAAACUUAUCAGUACAAAUUUAACUUAUCAGUCUUUGAUUAAUAAAAUUGGUAAAACCAAGAAUCCUUUUAUCUAGUACAUAGUCUAAUUUGCAAAAUGAUGUAUAAUAUUGAAAAGUGAAAGAAACAGUUCUUGAGAGCAGAAAUAGAAUUUUUCAAGCAUUGUUUAAGCAAUUAUUAGCUGUUUAUUUUUUUGUUAUUAAUCAAUUUUUAGAAGUAUAUUAAUAAUAUAAUUUUAAAAUCAUUUGUGUAUAAUAAAACUAAUUAUAACUUUUCAAUCAUCACAAUAAAAAUCUUACAAUUGUGUUGAUAUAAAUGGAGUAUAUAGUUAUAAGUUUACUUGUUUAGAAAUAUAAAACAUAAUGACGUUUUUUUAAAGUAAUGACUUAUGAAAUUAAACAUUUUCUAAAACAGGACAAAUUUCUAAAAUGUUAUAAUACAUUUAUACAUAUUUUAAGUUAGGUUACAACUGUAAACAUAUUAUAUCAUAUAAUUUUUAAUUUCUAAAAAUUAAAUACUAGUUUUUAAGUUGCUGUAAAUUUCUAUUAUACGGUUACUAAUCAUUGAACACAUACACAAUUUAAAAAAAUAUUUGAUCAAUUUUAUAUGUUAAAUUGUUAAGCCAUUUUAGGUUAAUAUGUUUUUUAAAAUGUUCAUAUUUUCUUUUAUUCAUUUUCUGGUUUAUUAUUAACUCUCUAACAAUUAUGUUUCAGGUCUCUUGAAAAACACAAAUUAGUUGAAAUUUCUCUAGCUAUUUACUGUGGUCGAACUAACUCCUGGUAGCUAAAAAAAUUAAGUUGUGUUUUCAUUGAGAGGAUGCAGAAACAUAAAUUAAAUUGAAUUUUUUUAUCUUAUUCAAUAAUAUAGAUAGAAUCUGGUUUUUGUUACAAGAAAAACACCAGCUAAUAAAAAGGGUUAAUACAGAGGGUUAAUGAUACAGUUUUUCUGCUACAUACAAUGUUCUACUAUUUUUUAAAAUUUAUAAUUAGGCAUACAUUGUAAAAUUAAUCCAGAACUAACAAAGACACAUCUUCUAGCAUUUCAUUUCAUUUUAUAACCGUCAUUGAACAGCUUACCCAAAUUUUCAGUUUACGGCUACCACUAUUCAAUUCCGUAGCCUUGUAAUUUUGAACCCAAUCCAGAAGACAAGACCUCCUGGAUCAGUAUCCUCAGAGGUAUUGAUUUGUUAUGGGAACUUGGAGGGCUUUGUGAUCCUGGCAGAUUUAAUGUGCACCAGUUUACCAUUUAAUAUGCGAGAAUUCUUCAGGUGGAUUCCCGUUCUCAUGAACUUAAGUCCAACGCCCUAUCCCGGCGCUUCUAGCAACCAUUGAAGUUUCUUCUGAGACCAUAUUGUCCAUUAACUAUCGAGUAAAAUCUAAAUCAGAUUACUAGUGUUGAUCAGCCAGCUGAUAUCAGAUGUGCCAUUAUCGAUUUUCAAAUUUGUUGCUCCGUGUAAUUUUGAAUCUAACCUAGAUGUUAACUCCUGGAUCGAGCAUUAGGGCAAACUUUUUGCUGUGAAAAUUGUUUAAUAAUUGUUGUGGAAAUUGUUGUAAAAUCCAAGAAAGUCUUGAUAUGGUAAUCAGACCAUCACUAGGGAUUAGAGCAUUAUGAUCUGGGCAAAUCAAGCUGCAUACAAAUCGCUUAACCAUCUCAAAUUAUUGGAAGUUGGGUCACCUCAUUGGGAGGUUAAAUUUUUGACUACAAUGGUCUUAGAGAGAGCUUCAUUCAAUUCCCCAGAAAACAUUCGCUUGUAAGAAUAAUUCCUUAUCUAUAAAAUUAUUUUUGUUUUUCUAAAUUACUUAGGAUGGAAAAUUGUUUAAUAAUACUGUCAUUUGUAUUAUGUGUGAAGAAAAUCCAGGAAAGCCUUGUAUGAUAAUCAUACCAUGACUAGGGAUUAGAGCAUUGUGAUCAUGGUGAAUCAAGCUGCAUACAAAACAUUUAGCUAUCACAAAUGAUUGGAACUUGGGUUACCUCGUUGGGGGGUGUAAAUUUUUGACUCUAAUGGUCUUAGAUAGAGCUUCCAGAAAACACUCGCUUGUAAGAAUUCUUUAUCUAUGAAAUUAUUUUUGAUUUUUUUUUUCUAAAUUAUUUUGGAUGAAAAAUUCAGAAGUUGAUAUUUUAUCUGUAUUAUAUUGUUGUAAAACAUUCAGUGUUACAAUACAGGCUUUACAAUUGCUGUUGUAAAUGUUGCAUUGUUCCAUUAUUUUUGUAAAUAAAUUACUUUUAAUAUUUAAAUAUAUUCUAUUCUUCUGUGUUAUACAUUGUUCUUGAUGUAUAGAUUUCUGUAGAUGUACACAAAAUAUUUAUUACAAAAAAUAAAUAAAAGUAAUAACUGUA